UCCAAAACCUCACAUUCCUCCAAGCAAGGCUAGUCGCAUACAUCGGCGCAUCCGCCUGAAAAGCAUCUCGAAAACACCACGCGCAUUCACUACACCAACCACUCCACUCUCAUCUCUCCUCUUAAAUCAUCUUCUGUUAUUCAUCCUCACUCGUCAAGUUCUAGUUCGUAUCUCGCGCCCAACAAUGGGUCUUCCUAUCUGGUACGCCCCUACGCCAUCUGCCGCCAACAAUGCCACGAAAGACUACGAACCUCUCAGCGCGGCGGCGCAUGCACGCUCCGCGAUUCGGAGGCACCAGCAUCGUUCACCUCAAUCUCGUCGCGUAGCAGCGCUCACACGCAUAGGCGAACGCAUGAAUGAGCAGACCACAGCAAGUGAGGCCAGGAGAGCGACAGAAAUAACACGCGACGCGAACGACGAUGACAGGAGGCGAGACGGUAUGAUAUUUGGUGGCGAAAGCAGUCAUCCAUUUCCACUGUCGGCAUUUCCUGCUCCUGAACUCGAGCCUGAACCCCGUAAUCGCAACUCCAGGCGCGAACAUGUAGCGCGCAGCAGAAGCCGCAGUCCAGACCGUCCACGACACUUUAAUCACGAUGACAUCCAUCGGCAGGAACAUCAAGACCCACGUUCUGUUAGGACUCGUACAAUUACCAGACUAAGGGGUGUGGAACGUCUACUCCCAACUGCCACUGAUCAGCUGCGAGACCAGUUCACGUUUGACUUUGCUCCGGCGCACCCUCGUUCUCUUUCGAGACCUUCGUACACGUCAGACUCCGAAUCACCCAUUGACCCUGAGCUUCGUCGACGAAGGAAUCGUGUUAGGUCGUCUGAUGCAUCUUUUCGUCGACGCGGCAAUAACACGGACGGUCUCGGCGAUCGAUUGCGUAGCCUUACACCGGAUCUGGACUGGGAUCCUAUGUUAAGUACAAUUCAGCCCGAUCAACAGCUUCCCAGCGCCGAUUCAUCUUUUACAACUGCAGCCGCCUCGGCUUCGUUCUCAAACACCCAGGCUAGUUCGCGUUCUGGCAGCGCAAACUCCCAAACAUCGUCCUCUAGGACACACUUGACAGUCCCGACACCGCGCAACGAGCUGGAUUCCUUGCUCAACGAAUGCCUGAGUUCUGACGGGCCGAGCGGAUCAGAUUCGGAAGCAUCUGUAUUCCCAACGCACUCUGGACCUCCAAUGCCAUUACUAGAGAUUGAGAACACCCACAGUUCUCGAAUGCGACGUCAUGAAGAGAGAUACUCCAACAGAGCGAUGAGUAAUGAGAAUUCGGAGGAUUGGGUCUCGCGACGAGCCCAAUCUCACGGACUGGGGAAUGCUGGCAUUAUUACCUAUCACACGGAUCCACGACGAACUCUCAGGGCUAUGAGACUAGUCAGGGGGGAUCGUGCACUUCCCAAUACUGUUCAUGGCACUCGAUCCCCACAAGCAGAGGGCGGUAGCAGUGACCAGGACGCAGAUACAGCGGCAGCCGCAGCGCAUUUACGGGACCCUGAGCUGGAGCAGAUGCGCCCGAUCCUAGGAAGACUGGCCCGUCGAGAUGAUAUCCCAGAUGAGUACUGGUUGUCUGUAGGCCUUACGCCAGUCAUGGCAGAGAGGGUUAAUCGGACUGAACGUGGUAACAACCGGCCGGACGUAUAGGUGUCCAGACUGCUGGAAACUUCAGCUGACAUGGCUGGUGGCUUCAUGAGCAUAUGAUCUUUGGGGUGGUUUGUUUUGUUGCAACUUUUUCCUUUGUGGGCCUUUCUGUGCCACGGUAUUGCAUCGGUUAUUGGAGUUAUCCAUGAGACGGAUCUCAUGCAGAGUUGGAAACAUCAAAAGUCACGGACUCGGACUAAAUGCGUAUUCUGAGAUUUUAAGUAGAUGUGUGUUAUUAAAGCGGCAGGAAAUGGACACUCAAUUGAUGCGGUUGUUGGGCCAAUACAAUGAAUUAUAAGCCCG
Molecule: messenger RNA, 1945 nt
Organism: Pseudovirgaria hyperparasitica
Lineage: Eukaryota; Fungi; Ascomycota; Dothideomycetes; Acrospermales; Acrospermaceae
Exons: 2
Coding region: 185-1645 (486 amino acids)
Source: RefSeq, a predicted model, not a curated record